Microplitis mediator is the source of this 2276-nucleotide messenger RNA. RefSeq lists its product as uncharacterized. NCBI's taxonomy places the organism in Eukaryota, Metazoa, Arthropoda, Insecta, Hymenoptera, Braconidae. The transcript has 3 exons. The record is from RefSeq and is a predicted model, not a curated record. The coding region runs from base 1729 to 2124 and encodes 131 amino acids.
UAAAAAUAAUACAGAACUCUGAUUAAAUAAAAUUAAUUAAAACAUAACUGAAAACUUGGUCUUACUUCUGCAAUAAUUUAAAAAUCUUUUAGUAAAUUAACGUGGUUACUAAAAUAAAUAUAAAAAAUAAUGAAAAGUGAAGUUAAAUAUCAGUACAGACAUAAAUUAUUUGUUCGAGAUUUUCUAUUAUUUAAGUUUAGCGUAUAGUUAAUCAAGUACCAGCGAGUAAUACAACGGAAUUAACUUCUCAACAUCUCCAGCAAGUGGUUUAUUCUGUAUGUAUAGCUAACUCUAGUGGCUUAUAGCAUCCGGUUUUAUACGCGGAAAAUCCUCCCAAUCGCGCUCUCGAACACAAACAAAAGCCGCAUUUUUUUUCAUCAUUUUCCAAGCUGAUUGAAAAUUUAAACCGUCAGAUAAUAAGUUGAAGUAUUCUUCAAGUUAUUAUUUAUAGGUACUUACAGACUUCAAAGAAUAAUUCGCACUCGAAUUCAAUGGAUAGUUUGAUCAAGUAUCCGUAGUUUUAAAUAAAAUGAAAUAUUAAAAUUCCCUUAUUAAUGAAUGUAAUAAGAAAAUAAUUAAAAGUUAGUAGAGAAGUUAUUCGGGCUAUUUAAAGAAGCUAUUCAUUUUAACUUUAUUGGUUCACUGGAGUGGAUACUAGACUCGUAUAUUCAUAUGAUAAAUCGAUAGCGAUAAUUAUUAUAGAAAUUUUAAUUAAAAUUCGAUAAUUAAAUAACGGUAAUAAAAUUGUGAAAGCAAUUACUAACUGUCAGUGACAUUGACCACGUGUUGGGUGUGUUCACUUUAACGGUCACCGCUAGAACCCAAAGUGAUUUCCUCCCACGAGGCUAAAUGAGAGAUUAGUCUCCCUCAAUUAAACUUAUCAAAGUAUUAGACCAAGUUUACUAGUAUGCUACUAAAAUCUAUUGAACGCAGUACGUUGGCUAAUUUAGAGAUUUAAUAACUCAAGAAUAUAAUAGAUUACUUUCACAAAAAUAUUAAGGGCAUUUACGGACAGCCUCCUCCCCCACUUUUUAAAAAUAUUCAAUGACUGAACUGUCAUCAGUAUUCGAAUUUUGUUAAUUAAUUUUCAAAAAGUUGAAGCAUGAAUUGAAAAAAGGACAAUUUUGCAGAGAUGUAGAUUUGAAAAAAAAAUUACUCAUAGUUGUUAUCAAUUAGGAGCCAAACGAAAUUUGGUAAAGAGAUUUUAUCAUAAAUAAUUUGAAAUUCAAAAUUAAAAUGUUGAUAUGAAGAUUCUACUGAAAUUUAUUUUCCAAAUUUGGUUUGACUCCUAAUUGAUUUCAACCGUAAAUAAUUUUUUUAAAAAUCUAUAUCUCAAAUAUAUCAAAAUUUAAUGAGAGUAAAGUUGGCGGAAAUCAGAUAAUUUAAAAAGUUUUUAAAUAAUAAAAAAAAAGUAAAAAAUGGGCAUGUAGAAAAUUCUAAAAUCAGUACAUGCAUUUUUUAUUAUCAUAUCAAUUUAAUUGUUUAACUUUUUUAUACGAAACUCGAAAAUUGUCUUGUCUGCUGCAUUUACACUCAUCAAAAUUUAAAUGCGGUCAUUAAAAUUGAAAGUCAUUGAAUAUUUUAAAAAAGUAGAGUUUUUCAAUAAAAUUGUUCAUGGACUUACUGUUUUCCUGAUAACUGUACGAAUAGUAUCAGCAUCCGGAGUUGUCCAACGUGAAUAAAUAAGUCCACUUAGAAGUAUUAAAAAAGUUCCAAGGAAAACUACCCAUGCAUGUGCGUUUUUCGUCCUUGUCAGUAGUUUCCUUGCCGGACGUGUUGUCAGGAUUUCCCGCGUUGGUACACGAAAUUGUUGGGCUCUCUGGAGAAUAUUUUCCAGCCGCCGCUGAGCUUGGCCAACAUUAUCUGUCGUCUCCAUGGCGCCGGCACUUUGGCGCCAAAGUUUACAUCUACGUUGUAAAAGAAAUCCGUGUGAUGUUAGCUAAGGUCCAGGCGAAGGUGAACAUCAACAAUUUGAUGAUUGUCAUUUUCACAGAUAUAUUUUAUUUUUGCGGAGAUCCUUCUCGUGUAAAGUCCUGGCGAGAACUGAUUGCUCAUGUCCAGAAUUCUUGCGGAUUUAAAUUUUUAAGUUUUCAAAUCUACCACUUUGGCGCCACUUUCCAAUGACGAAAAUUGCCGCUUAAAUAUUUAAAUUUAUGGAAAGAAAAUUUCUUGGAAAAAUUCAAUAUAAUCGAUAUUUCAUUACUUAUUUUCUGAAGCCUAUUUUCAUGAUUUUUAUUUGAUAUGAAACAUUAAAUAAUAAAAUUCCAUCAUGGAGA